AUGGCGGUGGAUGUCUGGGCUCGUUGGUUGGCUGGAUCAAAGCGACUGCAUUAUUUGCAGGGAAGGAUUGGAGGGUUGGGUGUGAGUGAGGUAUGGGAGGGGGCUGGGGAUGAUGGGAGAAGGGAUAGGGGUGCUAUUGAUGAUGUGGAGGAGUAUGGAAGAGAAAGAGGAGGAGGACAGGUGGUUUUGGAUGGUGGGAGUGGGAAUGGAGAUGGAGAUGAGAUUGAGGAUACACAACUUAAUUGCUCAAAUAUUAAGAAGGAUUAUGAUGAGUUUUUAAAGGAAACAACGUGGUUUCUUUAUGAGAUUCAGGAACGUCAGAUGAAAUGGAGAUGGGGUGGUGAAAAUGCGGUUAAAGGGGGAUUGGAGUGGUUGCAAGGGCUUUGGGCUAGUAGAAGGGCGAAUUCACAAGAUAGGAGUUUUAUCGAGCAGCAGAUGGGGUUGUAUAGGGAUACGGGAUGCUUUGCGAAAUUGAAUAGAGAGGUGCUAAGGAAAGACAUUGAAGUUGUGGAGUACUUGAAUGAUUUGAUUGACAUGUUUUGGUGA
Sclerotinia sclerotiorum 1980 UF-70 is the source of this 546-nucleotide messenger RNA. RefSeq lists its product with no specific name. The transcript is spliced from 4 exons. The record is from RefSeq and is a predicted model, not a curated record. NCBI's taxonomy places the organism in Eukaryota, Fungi, Ascomycota, Leotiomycetes, Helotiales, Sclerotiniaceae. The coding region runs from base 1 to 546 and encodes 181 amino acids.